AAUCCAGUCCGUCUUGAACCGCGAGCGUGAGUACGUCGCUGCGUCCGGCGUUCUAAACAAACCACCACCAAAUUGACACACACACCGAGUGUGCGUUUUCCGAAGUGACAGCCCCACAAAUCCGAUUGUUUUCGCGUAUCCGGACUGGAGUCGCGUUUUGGCGCGACACAAACCGUCCGUUCGUGUUGCGGCUCCGACUUGCCAUAUGAUUGUGGCACGCUUAAAAUUUGAAUCGACGAGAAGUGUGCGAGUGACGAUGUGUCAUUAGUGCCGCGAUGCUGCUGCAGUCUGGGAGCGAGCCGGGCCCGAAGUCCGGGCCCGGACCGGAAGAGAGUCGGAACCCGACGCCGGACUCCGACAGCACCCGCACCCACAUGUUGGAUUACGCUCCCGCUCCGGGCUGGACGGUGCACGUCACCAAGGAGGGACGGCUCUAUUAUUGCAACCACGUGACGCGCACAGCUAGCUGGUUGCCGCCAGCGGAGGCUUGGAAAUGCGGCGACGAGUCCCUGCCCUACGGGUGGGAGCGGGCCCUCGACGAUUCUGGCAGAACCUACUACAUCAAUCAUGUGAACAAAACGACAACGUACGAAUCGCCGGUAGUGAAAAAUUUAGAGCCGCUUCCGAAGCCGGAACCACGGGUGGUCACGUUGGAGAGGUCGCCCGCUUUGGGCUUUGGAUUUGUUGCUGGAUCCGAAAAACCAGUCAUCGUGCGGUUCGUCACCGAAGGUGGACCAUCCGUCGACAAGCUGCUUCCGGGCGAUCAAAUCCUGACGGUGAACGGGGAGGACGUGAAAACGGCACCGAGAGAGCACGUGAUCUCGUUGGUGAGAGCCUGCACCAAAACGGUUCGUCUCGUGGUUUGUCAGCCGCCGGAGCAACAGGGCGCCAGGAAAUCCACCCUCUUGUCCGCCAGCAAACGGGCCCGGUUACGCAGCAAACCUUCCCGGGUCCGAUUCGCCGAGAGCGUCUGUGUCAACGGAGCACCGCUGUUUCCCCCUUCGGCGUUUUCGCUGGGUGAUUUAUGCGUGCCCCCGAUGGCGAACGUACUGAAGGUGUUUCUGGAGAACGGCCAAACCAAGUCUUUCAAGUAUGAUGCAUGGACGACUGUUCAGGACGUCGUUACCUCGCUGGAGACGAAACUUUGUUUGCAGGCGACCGAACAUUUCAGUCUGGUUGUUGAGCACAUCAAGUCGCUCAAAAGGAACAAGCUCACGUUGCUGGAUCCGUCCGAUAGUUUGGCCAGGAUCGCGUCACGUCCGGGCGCCCAUAAACUGAGGUGUUUGUUCAGAGUGGCGUUCGUGCCGUCGUCGGCCGCCGCCCUCGCCCAAAAGGACUUGAACGCGCUGGAUUACCUGUACACGCAAUGCUGCAACGACGUAAUCCAGGAGAGGUUCGCACCGGAAUUGCAGUACGACACGGCGUUGAUGCUGGCCUCUUUGCAUAUCCAUCAGCACGCCUUAGCUAACAAUUUGCCUGCGGCUAAAAUUACCGUCAAAAGUAUAGAGAGGGAUUUCGGCUUGGAACGUUUCGUACCCGCAUCGCUUUUAGAAAACAUGAAGCGUAAGGAAGUGAGAAAACUUAUCGGUCAUUUCUUGAAAUUGCAUUCGAACAUGGCCGGGCCGGGAAAACAACUUACUUCACUUCAAACUAAACUUCAUUAUUUAGAUAUUGUUAGCCAACUUCCCAGUUACGGAGCCAAGUGUUUUUCUGCCGGGCCCAAGGGAGAUGCGAUGGAAAGAGUCAUACUUGUUAGUCCCAAAUUUGGAAUUAGCCAGAUCACCGGCACUAGGAAUUCAGUGUUCCAGCCUGUUCCGAUUGCUAAUAUUGAAGACAUGCGUAGGAUUGAAGUAAAAAGCGAUGAUGAAAUCAGUCGGACUGUGUUAAUAAAACUUCAAAAGGAUAAAAUGGUUUCCGUAUCGCUUGAAGAACGAGACGCAAGUGAAUUGGUUUUAGUCCUAAGAGGCUACUUCAAUUUAGCUACUGGUCAAAACUUGCCAGUAGAUCAAGAGGAGGAAGCACCGAUGGAAGAUUUGGCACCACCAUUUUUAUCGCAGCAUAAAGUGGUGCCAGAAAAAUGGAGCUAUAUCAAUCAAAAUAAUGUAAAGUCGAUUUGUUUUGCCAUGCAUCCAGUUUACCAAGGUAUAAAUAAGAAAACUAAUGGAUUGUAUAAUACCAUGGGGAGACAAAGUAAACCACCACUUAUUCUUGGAUAUAGUUUAGAUAGCAACAUGAAUAAUUCGUUAUCUAAUCGCAACCAUCAAAUCAAACCCGAAUUCAGCAGUUUCGAUAACACCUCCUACGAUUUACAAAGCGUCGUAUCUAUGGAAAUCCUUGAAAGCGGCGUCGUCGAAACCAGAAACGACGAAGUCUUACGUCGAAUCCAAGAAAUGCAACAGUUGGUGGAAAAUUCAGAAAAAUACCUAACGGAACAACAAAACUUAGACAGAUUGAACUCCCUGUCCGAAUGGCAAGAAACAAGCGUGGACAUAGAAAGUGAUACGGACAGUGUUCUGGCGGACGACGCGCCAGGAAAACUGAAACACAGCGACUCAUUACUAUUGUUAACCAAAGGACACGCCCAAGAACCCGCACCGAAGCCAAUGUUCACUAAUGCCGCGAUCGAAUUACUACGAUCUGAAACCGUUCAAUCUGAAAGCGAUAACGAUUCAAUUUAUACACCGGGCAACUCCCCAAAACACAAGUUACCCAGCAACGGAAUAGACAAAUCAAAUCGAAUUAGUUUCGGACUACGCAGUCCCGACAACACUGCCGAUAAGGAUCAGGAUUUCCAGGCGUAUUUGCAACAGCUGAAACAGAUGAAGAACAAAGACACCGGUGAUAUGGAUUCGUUGAACGAUAUAUACGUCUUCGACCCGGACUUAAUAGACUUGACAAACAUACCUCCACCCGGAACUCCCAAUGAACUCGAUUGUGCCUUACCGACGCCAAUAAACGUGCCGCCGAGUUCGUUCGCCGAUUCUAUUGAAAAGUUGAACAAACUCGGGGUGUUAAAUGAGGACGAGGAUUUAGAAACGUUUUUAGCCAGCGUUACAGUACCGCCUCCCACUCAAAAGGUCACUCCCGCUGUCGAAUUGACUCCUGAGGAGAUUAUGGCGUAUAUCAUCCCUCCACCACCAGAUCGUGAUAGUUUCGAGAAUUUGACAAUAAAAGACGAUGAGAAAGAUCAACUAAGCGAACAAAGUCAUAACGAAAUGUGCAAUGGUGUUAAAAAAAGAGAAAGUGUUGUCAGUACAAGAACGAAUGUUAUAGAAUAUGCGACUGUAGAUAGGAAGGGUGCCUUUUCGUGCUGUGCCAAAAAUAAGCCCGAAAAAUUGAUUAAAUGUGAGGCACCCAUUCAACCUUUACCACGACGAAGUUCUGACGAAACACCUCCAGAAAGACCACCCAAAAUGAUUCCGGAAGAACGCCAAAGAUCUCAAUCUUUAUCCACCAGAGCGAAUUCUAAUGCUGAUUAUCCACCUAAACUACCCCCUAGAGGCGACUGUGCACCACCCCAUCUGUUUCUACCACCAAAGAAACCACCUCUACCUCCAGUUCCCCCAUUGGAAGUACUAAGACAGAUGAAGAACAUCCAGCAGUCAAAACCAGUAUCCGAAACUCGGACAGCUAGUAUAGGUUCUCCACACCUGCAGAGGAAUAGAAACAUGUCAAAUGACCUGGACAACACUUAUCAUUUAAGUGAGGAUAAUCGAUUGUGUCUCAAGGCUGCGACAGCGGUGAGCACUCCAACGUCCCCGCAUUUAGGCAGAGGUGCUCAUCUAACCGCAAUACCCAUAGACUCCCUCGACAGUCCUGGAAACCACAACCGCGAGACCCCGUCGAUGCCGCACUCCAGAUCACCACUUUCCGCUGUACCACACAUAAAAAGCUUGGAGGGAAAUGCAGCUUUCAAUAAAUUCAGAGAGCACGAGGCUAUGCAACGGAACGGCGGUCCGACCAUAAGGAACGGAUGUACUUCGACCAGAGAGAAUCUGCUGGCCAAAACAGACGUGGCAAUGGCCAAUUUACUGGUGAGACUGGACCAGGUGGCUGCACAGUGCAGUGUCGCUCAAGUGCACGGCGGCGGCAGGUUGAUCAGCGAAGAAAAGUUUCAGGUUGCCAAAGAAGAAUUGACGUCGCAAUCCCUGCAGCUUGUCACUUCGAGCAAGAUGCUAGUCAUAGCUAUGUCGGACCCUAGUCUCCCCGAUCUACCCGAGAACCUGGCGAUUUGCCUGACGAUCUUGCGCCGACUUACGGAGCUCUGUCAGGAUUUGACCAACCACACGACGGCACCCCUCCAAACCAGAAACCUCAUACUGAAAGUCCACGACGUGACCGCGGCGUUCCGCCACUUGAUCACCUCCAACAUUGACCGUAGCUCGCAGAAGACCAUCGAAGAACAUCUCGCCGCGCAAGCGGAAUCGCUGGCGAACGUGCUUGCUACUUUACUGAGAAGCUUGAGGGUUUUUUCACCGUAGUUUUGAUUCCCGUGUUUUAUUAUUUUAGCCAUUAUUGGUCACCGCCAAUUUUAUAACUAGAAUGUUGAAGAGUAGAUUCAUAAUAACAGCUUGGAGUUACUUCAUCUGCCAUAAAUGUUUUUAAAAUAAGUUCUGGUGAUCAGUAUUGAAACGUUUUGCUUGAUUUUAACGGAACAAUCGAAACCACAUAUUUAGAUAUUUUUAUAUUUGUACCUUUUAUAUUUAUUUUUCUAGUCAUUUUGUAUAUUUAGUAUUUUGUUUGUUUGUUUUUCAACCCAUUCCCUAAUAUAUGACCAAAUAUGUAUUAAAAACGCAAUAUGUAAUAUGAAAAAGUCUGAAGUUCUUAAAUACUCUAAGUAUGUGAUAUAUAUAUCAAGUAAGUCUGCUAGUUCAUACAGACUUUUACAUAUAUUCUGAGAAACUUUCAAUCAUGAAUGAACGUCCAUAUGCGUAUGAUUAUUUGUUUUUUACAAAAACAAUGAGUAACUAAUUGGUAGGCUAGUCCGGAUCAGUACAAGAAGGAUAUUUUCUUAUUAUAAUUGCUUUCAGGUUUUUAAUUAAGGGGUUUGUGUCUGUCCGACAGUUUGAAUCAAAAAUUGUAAUCGGAAAUGGCAAACGAGACCUGUUGUUUGAAGGAAGGAUCGUACAUAUUAUUAUAUUCAGUUACCUUUUAACGAUUACUUGUAUUUAAAUUACCAUUAUGUAAAUAUUUAAUUUGUUAUAACGUUGGUUAGUUGAAUGUUAAAUUAUAUAUAUAUCAUGUUAUUUAUUUUUUGUAGAUAAUGUUAAAAAGUUUUCUUUUAAUGAGAGUUGCUGUUAUUGCGAAAAUAUUUAAAACCUUUGUUUACUUAUAUUUCCAGUUAUUUUGAUAAAUUAAUACAUGUGUAAUUAUUUAUUAACAAAACAUGUAACAUCGUUCUAACAUAUCUCCUAUGUAAACAAACAAUAAAAUAAAUUUAAAAUA
This is a messenger RNA of Aethina tumida (small hive beetle), 5445 nucleotides long. RefSeq lists its product as uncharacterized. NCBI's taxonomy places the organism in Eukaryota, Metazoa, Arthropoda, Insecta, Coleoptera, Nitidulidae. Gene Ontology annotation, cellular component: cytoskeleton. The transcript is spliced from 11 exons. The record is from RefSeq and is a predicted model, not a curated record. Gene Ontology annotation, molecular function: protein binding. The coding region runs from base 276 to 4481 and encodes 1401 amino acids.